CUUUCUCCAAAUCAAUUUAUGCAUUACAUUACCCCAAUUUAUACCUCAACCUUUACAAAUAUCAAUUUUCUUCGGAAAAAAACAAACAAAUAUCAAUUUCAUCAAUCAAACAAGCUUUUCACUCCCAAUUUCGAAACCAAAUAAUAUCACAAACAUACCAAACCUUAUGAAAUGACGCGGUUUUAGGAUGUUUGCGCACAAAUUAUUUGGCCCAAAAAUAACGUUCGCAUACAAUACCCUUAUCAGAGCCCAUGCCUCCACUUCUCCUUCCCUUGCCUUUUCCCUCUUCACCAGCAUGCACCGGACCGGCGUCUCACCUGAUCACUUCACCUUCCCCUUCGUACUCAAAGCAUCUUCCCGCCUCCAAAUGGCUAACCAAACCUUGCAUGCGCUUAUUCUAAAGCUGGGUUUCCAUUCUAAUAUCUAUGUCAACAACUCUUUGAUUCAUUCUUACGGCUCUUCUUCUCUACUAUCUCUUGCUCUCAAGCUGUUCGAUGAAAUGCCUCACAGAGACUUGGUUUCAUGGUCUUCUAUGAUUUCAUCUUUGGAUAACAACGGGUUUUCGCUACAAGCUUUAGCUUUGUUUCAACAGAUGCAAAUUGAUGGAGAUGUGAAACCUGACGAGGUUACUAUGCUUAGUGUUGUCUCUGCUGUUUCGAACUUGGGAGAUUUAGAAUUGGGUAAAUGGGUUGAUGGGUUUGUUAGUAGAAAUCAUAGCUUGGAGCUUACUACAUCGCUGGGUACUGCUUUGAUUGAUAUGUAUUCUAGAUGUGGCUGUGUUGAUGAUUCUAUUAAAGUGUUUGAUAAAAUGCCUGAGAGAAAUGUGUUGACCUGGACUGCUUUGAUUAAUGGGCUGGCAGUACAUGGGAGAGGCAAGGAGGCACUCCGGCUAUAUUAUGAGAUGAAAAGAAAUAAUCUGCAGCCUGAUCAUAUUACCUUUAAUGGUGUUUUAGUUGCUUGCAGUUAUGCCGGUCUUGUCAAUGACGGCUGGGAAAUUUUUAACAGCAUUAAGAAUGAUUACCAUGUUGAACCUACGGUUGAGCAUUACGGGUGUAUGGUUGAUCUCUUAGGACGUGCAGGCAACGUUUACGAGGCUUUCGAAUUUGUAGAAAGCAUGCCUUGCAAACCGAAUGCAGUUAUUUGGAGGACUCUACUUGGUGCUUGUGUAAACCAUAACCACCUUGUAUUGGCAGAGAAAGUAAAGGAGAAGAUCAAUGAGCUAGACCCUUAUCAUGACGGUGACUAUGUGCUUCUAUCGAAUGCUUACGGUGAAGUUGGUAGAUAUAACGAGAAGGCGGAGAUUAGAAAAUCGAUGCGAGAGAAGAGGAUUAGCAAGAGACCAGGCUAUAGUUUGCUUUCGAUGGAUCAGGAAUUUCGCGAGUUUGUAUCGGGAGAUAGUUCUCAUCCUGAAUCAGAGAAAAUUAGGAAAUUCUUAGUUUGCAUUAUUAAUAGUUUAAGAGGUGAAGGGUAUUUUCAGCAUACUUGUAAUGUCUUUCAUGAUAUUGAAGAAGAGGAGAAAGAACAUAGUCUUGGCUACCAUAGUGAAAAGCUAGCAGUUGCAUACUCGCUCAUGCACUUCAAGGACAAAAGAAGCAUAAGAAUUAUGAAAAAUCUACGGACAUGCCGCGACUGUCAUCAUUUCAUGAAGUUCGUUUCGAGCAAAUUUGAUAAAGAGAUCGUUGUCCGCGAUCGGAAUCGAUUUCAUCAUUUCAGAAAUGGAACAUGUUCUUGCCAGGAUUAUUGGUAAUGGAUACUAACGCUGCACUAAUUUUGUAGCAUAUGCGACUCGAUGCAAAUGAAUUAAUUUCAUCUUUUAUGUAAUUCACUAAACAUCUAACAUAAGUUCUUGAAAUGAAUUUCUACUUGUGAGUUUUA
Molecule: messenger RNA, 1875 nt
Organism: Mercurialis annua (annual mercury)
Lineage: Eukaryota; Viridiplantae; Streptophyta; Magnoliopsida; Malpighiales; Euphorbiaceae
Product: pentatricopeptide repeat-containing protein At4g21065-like
Exons: 1
Coding region: 188-1747 (519 amino acids)
Biological process (GO): RNA modification
Molecular function (GO): zinc ion binding; protein binding; RNA binding
Source: RefSeq, a predicted model, not a curated record